AUGGCGGCGGCGGCGGCGGCGGCGGGAGGAGGAGCGGGAGCAGCAGCAUGGAUAACAUCAAAGUUGAAAACAGCCCUGAAGUCUGACGUCCAUGCGGUAGAAGCAGCUGUGCGAGACUCAAGCCAACAGAUCAGUCAGUUUCUUGGCGCGAACGGUCCGACAAAGCUUCUUUUCCUCUAUCAACUUCCUGAAACAGAAACUGAAUAUGGAGAAUUCGUGACUACCGGAUCAAAGCCCAAGCUUUUCCUGACAAACGGAGAAAAGGAAAGAGCAAGAGGGCAUCUCCUUUACUUUGUACGCACCAAGAAUGAGAAGCCUGUUGACUUUUCUAAAAUAGAUUCAGAGAUCACAUUCGGAGAGCUCCAGCCGAGCGUCCUUGAUAACUUCCAAGUGGUUCUGAGUCAGGUGUUUGCGAAUACAGUCAGCACACAAGAGUGGGGGAGGUGCUCUGAAGAUGAAAUCUCUGAGUUCAAAGAGCAAUUGGAAAAGUUUACGCACACGCUCACAGAUGCAGCAGAGAGUUUGCAAGGUGGCAUCGAACUGCGCAAACCUGAGAAGCUUGGCGAAAUUGAGAAUAAGCAAGCAGCAUAUCUUCGUUCAGCAAUGGACUCUGAAAUUCUAUCCUACUGCGAACAGAUUGUGGAAGAUUGGUGCUCUCAAACAGAGGGAUUGCUCUCAGAAAGCGAAGAAAAUCGAAAAGAAUCAGAUGAAGCAGGCCCUGAUACAGAGCUUACUUUCUGGAGAAAUAGAAUGGCGAAAUUUAACAGUGUUGCCGAACAAUUGAAGAGCAAAGAGGCUAAGUUUGUCUUGGGAGUAGUAACGACGGCCAAAUCCAAGAUAUUCAAGCGUUGGAAGGCGAUUGACAAUAGCAUAACCGACUCUUUGAAUGAGGCAAAAGACAAUGUGAAAUAUCUUGCGACUCUUGAAAAGUACACCGAUCCUCUGUACCAUGGUACUCCAGAGCAAAUCAUCGAAGCCUUGCCUGGUUUGAUGAACAAUGUCAAGAUGAUGCUCACGAUUGCUCGUUACUACAGUACAAAUGAACGCAUGACAAUGCUGUUCUGCAAGAUUACCAAUCAGAUGAUUAAGAACUGCAAAACCAACAUUACCAGUGCUGGGAAACUAUGGGAUCAACCAGUGGACACGUUGCUAAGAAAUCUGGAAUGGGCAUUGAAGCUUAAUGACGCUUAUCAGGAGCAGUAUCGUGUCACAAAGGAGAAGCUAAUGACACAGCCUAAAGUCAAGCAAUUUGAUUUCAAUGAAAGCGAAAUUUUUGGAAAGUUUGACUUGUUCUGCAAGAGAGUACAAAAACUCAUUGAUAUGUUUACCACCAUACAGCAGUUCAGUACUCUUGCAAAUCACGAAAUCGAAGGGAUGGACAAUCUAAUCAAAAGCUUCAUACAAAUUGUGGAUGAAUUCAAGCGCAAACCCUACGAUCUUCUCGACUAUGUCAAAAACUCGUUUGACAGAGACUUUUUGGAGUUCAAUGUCAAUGUGGCUGAGCUAGAAACGGCCCUGCAAGGUUUCAUCAACGCAAGUUUCGAAAACAUUACCAGCACUGAGCAUGCGCUGAAUCUUCUCCGACAAUUCGAAGCAAUUCUGCAGCGUGAGACGUUAAAAGCGGAUCUUGAUAGCAAGUACACUGUUAUCUUUCACAACUAUGGCUUAGAUCUCGAGACCGUCCAGAAAAUCUACGACAAACAGAAACCUGCUCCUCCCACAACUCGAAAUGCCCCGCCUGUUGCAGGAAAUAUUCUUUGGUCUCGCCAGCUAUUACGAAGGAUCGAGCAACCGAUGAAGAAAUUCAAGUCAAACAAGAAUAUCAUGACUACCAAGGAGUCUAAGAAGAUCAUCAGGACUUACAACAAGGUCGCGCGUGCUCUGAUCGAGUAUGAGACAUUGUGGCAUCAUGCUUGGAGUAAAUCCAUCGAGGCAGCAAAAUCUGGUUUGCAGGCGACUCUGAUAAUCCGUCAUCCAAGAUCGGGAAUGCUUUUUGUGAACUUCGACCGUGAAAUUUUGCAGUUGAUUCGCGAGGCAAAGUUUUUGCAGAGGAUGGGGAUAGAGGUUCCUGAAGGUGCCAGGAUGGUCUUAUUGCAGGAGGACAAAUUCAAAGCAUAUUACAAUGAGUUGAGCUUUGCGCUGAAAGAGUAUGAGAGAGUAUUGUCCAAGGUCCCUCCUGUUGUGAAGCCAAUCAUCAAGCCUCAUCUAGAAGACUUGGACAGAAAGAUUCAACCAGGAAUGGUGCUGCUGACGUGGCAGAGUAUGAACAUCGAUGGAUAUCUGCAGCGCCUGCACUCAGGCCUUGCCAAGCUUGAGGAGCUCAUCAACAAAAUCAAUGACAUCAUGGACAACAGAAUCGAACACAACCUUAAGCAUAUUUCAAAGACCAUGUUGGUGGACUUGCCUCAAAACCAAUCGUUUACUCUUGACAGCUUUGUUUCUCUUCAAGAAAAGACCAUCAAGUCAAAGUCGUCCCUGAUGGACAGGAGGAACUUGCAAGUAGAGCGAGCUGUGAAUGACCUGAUUGACACUGUGAUCAAUUUCCCGCUUGAAAGCGACGACCUUACCUGUGAUGUCAACGAAAUCAACAAGCUCAGGUCCCAUUACGAGAGGCUCAUGUACACAGCUGUCUUGCAUGCAACCAAGUCCAGCUUCUGGGCCCUGAAAGAUCGGCUCGGUUCGAGACAAGCCUCGGGAGUUCUUGUUAUGCAGAGACCUUUCUUCGAGGUAGAGGUGGAGCUCAGUGUCCCCAACAUUCAAAUGAAUCCUUCGCUGGAAGAGGUUCAAUCUGCUGUUAACAGAGCAGCUCUGCACAUCUUGCGAGCGACCAAGAAGGUUUACAUAUGGGGUCAGGACCGAGAGAAUGUAAAACACCUUCAGAGCUUCCACAGACAAAUUGCGCAGGACAAAGAGAUCGUGAAGAUUGUUCUGCUUCUAACAGGAGCAGUUGAAGGCGCCAAGAUACAUGUCGCUGACUAUCUCAAGACAUUCGACCAGUACAACUAUCUUUGGCAGAACGACAAGCAGAAAGCGUACUCGGACUUCCUUCAGACAAAUCCUGACAUCGAGGCAUUUUCAAACGAGCUGAGGAAGUAUAUGGACAUCGAGCGUGAGAUCCGAAACAUUCCAGGUGUUCACGUUAUCGGCUGCAUGUGCUUGGACAGCAGCCCCUUGAUGGACUCGUUGACUGCUGAGGCUGUGCAAUGGAAAGCGCAAUAUGCAAGAAACCUGCAUGAGGGAGCUAAACGAGAGAUGUUGGCGAUGCAAGACUAUUUCAAAGAGAAGACAAGGCAGAUGAACCGCGAGUUCAAGGAGUUGGAAGAUGUUAGAGACGUUAUGGAGUGUUUGAAGGAAAUCAGAGAGCGAGAGACCGAGAUCGACAAGGAGAUUCAGCCUAUUGAAGAGCGAUACGAGCUUCUCACACAAUACGAGCAUGAGGUUCCUCCCGAUGAGCUUGAAGAGCUACAAGAUCUCAAGGUACAGUGGAAGCGUGUCAAGGCAAGAGCGUUCGAUGUUGGAAACAACAUCCGCGUCCUCCAAGUUCCAUUCAGAAGCAAAUUGCUCGAAAAUGUUGUAGAGUUCAUCGAUGAAGUCAAAGAAUUUCGUGCGGAUUUCGAACAUAACGGUCCUAUGCGGCCGGGAAUGGCGCCCAUGGAUGCCGCACAAGCGCUCAAGACUUACCAAAGAUACUUCGAGGCGAUGGAUCGUAAGUGGAAGACCUACUCUCAAGGAGAGGAGAUGUUUGCGUUGCAAGUCACGGAGUAUCCUGAGCUGGAGCAAACACAGAAGGAGCUUCUCCUCUUGGACAAACUGUACAGUCUCUUCACUGAAACGAUCACCACUAUCGACAACUACGGCGACAUUCUGUGGACGGAAGUAGUUGCAAACAUAGAUGCGAUGAACGAAGAAGUGGGCAAGCUUCAAACACGUUGCAAGUCCAUGCCCAAGGCCCUUCGUGAUUGGGACGCAUACAACGAGUUGAAGAGGAAAAUUGACGACUUUUUGGAAGUCCUUCCUCUGCUCACUGCUCUCUCCGGACAAGCUAUGAAGGAACGUCACUGGAAAGCUGUCAUGACCUGUACCAGCUGUGAGCUCAACAUGAAUCCAGACACGUUCAAACUUCAGCACCUUUUGGAUGUUGGAACUCGUCCGGGGGAGAUGAGCCUUCUGCAAUGUGCUGAAGAGAUCGAAGACAUCUGCAGUGGCUCAGGAAAGGAACUGCAGAUCGAAGUCAAACUCAAAUCUCUAUCCGAGCAGUGGCAGGAGCUCAAGUUCACCUUUACGAACUUCAAGAACCGAGGGCCUGUCAUUCUCAACGCUAAGGACCUGUCGGAAAUCAUGGAGGCGCUGGAAGAUUCUCAGAUGACGUUGGGAUCUAUGGCAAGCAACCGUUACUCGGCUCCUUUCCGCGAAGAAGUGCAGAUGUGGAUCGCCAACUUGUCGACCGUCUCGGAUGUUGUGGAGCAGUGGAUUCAAGUCCAGAACUUGUGGAUUUACAUGGAAGCUGUCUUCUCUAGCGGAGAUAUUGCCAAGCAGUUGCCGCAGGAAGCGAAACGAUUUUCCUCGAUCGACAAAAAUUUCAUGAAAGUGACAUCAAAAGCGUUUGAGGAGCCAAAUUGCGUGGAAUGUUGCUGCAACAAUGAGAUCAUGAAGGAACUGCUCCCUCACUUGAUGGAGCAGCUUGAAAUGUGUCAGAAGUCUCUCACUGGAUAUCUUGAGACUAAGAGAAAUUGUUUCCCUCGCUUCUAUUUCUGCUCAGACGGAGUUUUGUUGGAGAUCUUGUCCCAAGGCUCUGACCCCCACGCAAUUGUUGUGCAUCUCCAGAACGUGUUUGACUCCUUGGCAUCCGUGCACUUUGACAAGCAAAAGAAGAACACAAUGACGAAAAUGGUUGCGAAUGACGGCGAAGAAGUUGCUUUCACCGUUCCGUUGGACGCUAAGGGGAACGUGGAGGACUACCUCAAUCAGCUGGUGGCAACCAUGCAGGAAACGAUCCAUGACAUCUGUCGAGAUUGCGGAGGCGAAGCGGGUUCGUUGGAUGUAUCCAAGGUUGUCAGUCGAUAUCCAGCUCAGAUCUGUAUCUUGUCCCUGCAAUUUGACUGGACGACUAGGACAACUGACGCGCUUUCGCGUGCUAAGGUGGACAAGACUGGGAUGUCGCAAGCAGCCAAGAAAGAGCUGGCGGUGUUGAAUGAGUUGAUCUCCCUCACAGUCACGGACCUAAGCAAACUUGAUCGCACCAACGUGGAGACCCUCAUCACCAUCGACGUGCAUCAGGUUGAUAUCAGCAACUCAUUGGUGAAGCAGAAGAUCAAAGAGCCUUCGGACUUCGAGUGGAUGAAACAAGCUCGCUUCUAUUGGAGCUAUGAGCAGGAUGCUUGUAUUGUCUCCAUCUGCGACGUUGACUUUGUUUACAACGAUGAAUAUCUCGGCUGCAAGGAGAGGCUGGUGAUUACACCUCUCACAGAUCGAUGCUACAUCACUCUCUCGCAAGCCAUCGGCAUGUUCCUUGGAGGAGCCCCUGCGGGCCCUGCAGGGACGGGGAAGACAGAGACGACGAAGGACAUGGGAAGGACCCUGGGGAUUUUCGUGGUGGUCUUCAACUGCUCGGACCAGAUGGACUACAAGUCUCUCGGGAAGAUCUACAAGGGACUUGCAAUGGCGGGUUGUUGGGGCUGCUUUGAUGAAUUCAACAGGAUCGAUCUUGACGUGUUGUCUGUUGCUGCACAGCAGGUUGCUUGUGUUCUCCAGGCGCAAAGAGAGAGGAAGCAGGAAUUUGUCUUCACAGAUGGUCAGACUGUGUACUUGAGACCUGGAUGCUCUUACUUCAUUACCAUGAACCCUGGAUACGCUGGAAGACAAGAACUUCCAGAGAACUUGAAAAGUUUGUUCAGAGGAGUCUGCAUGAUGGUUCCAGAUUUCGGUCUGAUCAUGCGUGUCAAGUUGGCUUCUUGCGGUUUCUACGAGAAUCAGAUCAUCGCAAAGAAGUUUGACAUCUUGUACCAGCUUUGUAAGUUGCAGCUAUCGAAACAAACCCAUUACGAUUAUGGCCUCCGCAACAUCCUCUCAGUUCUCCGAACUGCAGGCAAAGUGAAGCGACAGGAGUUGGAGGCUUCAGAGAUGUUCCUGAUGAUGAGAACAUUGAGGGACAUGAACAUCUCGAAGCUGGUGGCUGAAGACGUUCCUCUCUUCAUCUCUCUCAUUUCUGACCUCUUCCCCAACAUCACCGCGGAGAAGAACACCUUCCCUGAGAUCGAGAAGGCAAUGGCCGACCAGUCCAAGGAGAUGAACUUGCAGUACGACAAGGCGCCGGAAUGGGCGGGCAAGUGUGUGCAGCUGCUUGAGACAUAUUACGUGCGCCAUGGGAUCGGAAUCGUCGGGCCGACGGGGUCCGGCAAGACGAUGAUGCAGGAGGUACUCUCGCGAGCUCUCUCCAUCGUCGACGUCAAGCAUGUUCUUCUGCGCAUGAACCCCAAGGCCAUCACGGCACCUCAGAUGUUUGGCAACCUUGACGCGACGACGGGUGACUGGACGGACGGCAUCUUCGCUGUCUUGUGGAGGAAAGGCACAAAAGCCAAGAAUCAGAACACCUGGAUUGUGUUGGACGGGCCGGUCGACGCCAUUUGGAUCGAAAACCUCAACACGGUCUUGGAUGACAACAAGCUGCUCACGCUCGCCAACGGGGACCGCAUCCCCAUGAGCCCAGCCAUGAAGGCAGUCUUCGAGCCCGAGAACCUCAUGAACGCCUCCCCCGCCACGGUUUCUCGCAUGGGUAUCAUCUACGUCUCUGGCUCUGUCCUGGGAUGGCAGCCGCUUGUUCCCUCCUGGCUGAACCUGCGGAGAGAGAAGGAAGUGCCUGUGAUCCAGGCGCUGAUCGACAAGUACAUCGACCCGAUGCUCGAAUGUGUGACAAAGACUUGCAAGGCGGUGAUGUACAGCACCAGCGGCAUCUACCUCACCUCCUGCUUCAAGAUGCUGGAGGAGAUUCUCGCUCCUACCGUAGAGUCCAAGACGUUCCUUUCGGAAGAGCACAUGGAGAAGAUUUUCAUCUAUGCGCUGUGUUGGUCGCUCGGAGCGUUGUUGGAGCUCGACGACAGGAAGAAGUUCAGUGCAGACCUUGCGAAGCUCGCCAACGUCUCUGUGUUCCCUCCUGUGGGCGAAGAGACUGCCUUCGAGUACUUCGUUGACGAGACUGGCAGCUGGAAGCACUGGAAGAUUCGUGUCCUGGACUGGGAGUAUCCCACCGAUAAGGAUCCAAGCUUUGCCGAGCUUCUUCUUCCCACCCUUGACAGUGUGCGAUAUGUGGCCCAGCUGACGAUGCUGGUGCCGGCCAAGAAGCCUGUGCUGUUCACGGGGGCUCCUGGUGUGAGCAAGACGGCGACGCUGCAGCAGUACAUCUCGUCUUUGCCGUCGGAGACCUGGAUCAAGAAGAUGGUUCCCUUCUCCUUCGUUACCACGCCAGAGAUCUUCCAACGCACCCUUGAGAGCUGCGUGGAGAAGAGACAGGGGAGAACCUUCGGCCCCCCGGGAGGGAAGCAGUGCUGCUUCUUCAUCGACGACAUUUCAAUGCCUGUCAUCAACAACUGGGGUGAUCAGAUCACCAACGAGAUCGUACGACAGUGUUUGGCCGAGGAAGGGUUCUACAGUCUUGACAAGCCCGGGGAGUGGAAGAACUUCACAGACAUGGGUUACGUUGCUGCCAUGGUACAUCCGGGAGGAGGGCGCAACGACAUUCCGAACCGUUUGAAGAGACAGUACUGCCUGAUGAACGUCACAAUGCCUUCAAUCGCUGCUAUCGACAACAUCUUCGGUACCAUCAUGUCCGGCAGGCUAUCCAGCAAGUCGCCUUUCCACGCAGUCCCCAAGUCGGUUGAAGAAGGUGUCAAACGUUUGACCGAAGCCACUAUCCAACUCUGGCAGAAGACCUCAGUCAAGAUGCUCCCAACCCCAGCAAAGUUUCACUACGUCUGGAACAUGCGAGAGAUCUCGCGUGUCUUCGGCGGCAUGUUCAUGGCUACUCGCAACACGAUACCGGACGAGGUUUACCUCCUCAAACUCUGGCGCCACGAGUGCGAGCGAGUUUUUACCGACAAGCUGACGAACGCAGUGGACAAGGAAUGGGAGAACAAGGCAAUCAUGUCGGUAAUAGAAGCUGUUUACGGCAAAGAGAUCUCAGCCAAGGUGGCGGGCCCCUGCUACUUUGUGAAUUUCAUGCCUGAGCCGCUCUUCAAUGACGACGGAGUCUGCAUCAACGAACGACCUCAAAGCUAUGAGCUUGUUGAGCACGGGGAUCUGACGCCUGUGCGUGAGAAAGCCCUCAACUUCCAGAAGCAGUACAACGAAGAGAACAAGAUCGGCAAACUCGAACUCGUCCUCUUCGAGUACGCCCUUGAGCACUUGAUGCGAAUCUCCAGGUGCAUGUGUCAAGAUCGUGGAUCCAUGAUGCUUGUUGGCGUUGGCGGCUCAGGAAAGCAAAGCUUGGCACGUCUAGCGUCGUUUAUCGCCGGGAACUUCAUUUUCCAGAUCACCAUCACCAAGUACUAUUCUGUCACAAACUUGUUCGAAGAUAUCAAGCUGCUGUACAAGACAGCAGGACUGAAGGGCAAGCCUGUCACCUUCAUCUUCACUGACGCUGAGGUUAAAGACGAAGGUUUCCUUGAGUACAUCAACCAAAUCUUGUCGACUGGUGAAGUCUCAAACUUGUUUCCUAAAGAUGAGAUGGAUGCAAUUCUCGGAGAUCUUCGUCCGAUUGCUAAGAAAGCGAUCAAGGGCUUCAUCGACACGACUGAGAACCUUCAGAAAUACUUCUACGACUCCGUUCGCAACCAGCUGCAUGUUGUCCUUUGUAUGUCACCAGUUGGAGAGAAGUUGUCGUCACGAUGUCGCAAAUUCCCCGGGUUGAUCAACUGCACGACUGUCGACUGGUUCCUGGCAUGGCCGGAGGAAGGUUUGUUGAACGUGUCUCAAAAGUUCAUCAACGACUUCAAGAUGGAGACUACAGCAGACAUCAAACAAAACCUGAUGGCACAUAUGGCCAAGGUUCACAGCAUGGUAGUGCAGGCAACCAACGAUUACUUCCAAUCUUUCCGAAGAAACGUUUAUGUCACGCCCAAGUCUUAUCUCUCCUUCCUCAAGACCUACUGCCAAGUUUACAGCGAUCAGUUCUCCGGGAUCAAGGAGCUGGCUGACAAGAUCAACAACGGACUCGUCAAACUUGACGAGGCGGCGCAGGAUGUGGAGAAAAUGAAGGUUGAAUUGGCUGCAACGGAGGUUGUGCUGCAAGAAGCGGCGGUGAAGUCAGCCGCACUGUUGAAGGAGAUCACAAUCGGGACAGCCGAAGCAGAGAAGACGAAGGCAGAAGUGAAACUCGUGGCUGACGCUGCCGGAGAGAAGGCAACGGUCAUUGGGGGAGAGAAGGCUGAGGUCGAGAAGGAUCUUGAAGCUGCGAAACCAGCCUUGAUAGAAGCCGAGUCAGCCCUGAACGCCAUCAAGCCUGACGACAUCAAGAACCUCAAGGCGCUCAAGAAUCCUCCUGACGUCAUCAAGAUCAUCUUUGAUGGUGUUCUUAUCCUCAAACGAGGGCCCAUGCUCAAAUGUCAGAUGGUGGACAUCAAGGGCUUCGCAUGCUACAAGGACAACUACAGCGAGGCAAGCAAGAUGAUGAACGACUCCAACUUCCUCGCGUCGCUUCAGCAGUUUCCCAAAGAGAACAUUACCGACGAGGAUUGUGAGCUGCUCACGCCCUACACCGAUCAUGGUCUCUUCACAGUCGAGGCUGCUGCCAAGGCCUCCGGACUUGCCGUCGGUCUCUGCAAGUGGGUGAAGGCCAUGAAGACUUACCACGAGAUCGCCAAGGUGGUGAUCCCCAAGAUGGACGCUCUUCGCGUCAAGGAAGCAGAGCUCGCGGCCGCGAACAAGAAACUCGCGCAAGCUCAAGCUCAGCUGACAGCCGCACAAGCGCAGCUGGAUCAGAUGCAGGAGAAGUUCGACAAGGCAAUGGCAGACAAACAGAAGCUGCAGGACGAGGCGGAUGCGACCAAGCGCAAGAUGGAUGCUGCCAAUGCGCUGAUCUCAGGACUCUCAGGCGAGAAAGUUAGAUGGACUCAACAGUCCAAGGAGUUCGAUGACCAGAUCGCUCGCCUAGUCGGAGACUGCGCGGUCGCCUGCGCCUUCCUUAGCUAUCUUGGUCCCUUCAACAAGACGUUCAGAGACAAGCUUGUUCUCUCGUCCUUCACACAUGACAUCUUGGACAAGAAGAUCCCUCUCACCAAGAACCUCGACAUCUCUGCUAUGCUUGUUGACGGAGCUACCACGGGCGAAUGGAACCUGCAAGGUCUUCCCACGGACGAUCUUUCGAUUCAGAACGGCAUCCUGACGACCAGGGCCAGUCGCUACCCUCUGAUGGUCGACCCUCAGGGGCAGGGGCUUGCCUGGAUCCGAAACAGAGAAGCGGUGAACGGCGUCAAAGAGACAUCCUUCCAAGACAAGGGCUUUAGGAACUCACUGGAAGACUGCAUGGGGUAUGGGAAACCACUUCUCCUUGCCAACGUCGAGAACGAGCUAGAUCCUGUUCUUGAUCCUGUCCUGGACAAGGCGUUCAUCAAGAAGGGCAAGAACUUCAUCGUGGCCUUGGCGGACAAGGAGUGCGACAUCGAGCCCGACAAGUUUCUGCUGUACAUCACCACGAGGCUUCCGAACCCUCACUUCACUCCCGAGCUCUCGGCCCGCGUCACCAUCAUCGACUUCACCGUGACGAUCAAGGGCCUUGAAGAUCAGCUGCUUGCCCGAGUCGUCCUGCAAGAGAAACCUGAGCUGGAGCAGGAGAGGCAGAAGCUGCAAGCAGAGGUCAAUGGGUACCAGAAGAAGAUCGUGGAAUUGCAGGAUGACUUAUUGUACCGCUUGUCUUCUUGCGAGGGAUCUUUGCUGGAUGAUCCAGAAAUCGUUGACGUGCUUGCCAUGACAAAGAAAACGAGCAAGGAGGUUCAAGAGAAACUGAAGAACGCGGGAGAAGCGGAGAUCAGAAUCAAAUCAGCCUGCGAGGAGUACCGACCAGUAGCAACAAGAGGGUCAAUCUUAUACUUCUUGAUUGCUGAGAUGAGCGCAAUCAACGUCAUGUACCAGACAUCGCUCGCUCAGUUUAUUGAAGUCUUCCAGAAGUCCAUGGUUGAAGCAGAAGAGAACAAGAUUCCGGCUAAGAGGAUCAACAACAUCAUUGAGCACAUGUCGUACAUCACUUACUUGUACAUCGGCCGAGGUCUGUUCGAGCGGCACAAGGAUGUUUUCAUCACUCUUCUAGCCAUGAAGGUUCAGAUCCAGGAAGGUGCCAUCACUAUGGAACACUUCAACUGCUUCGUAAAGGGAGGCGCGGCGCUCGACAUUGCAGCUCAAAGGAAGAAGCCUGGCAACUGGAUGUCGGAUACCGCCUGGCUCAACGCCAUUCAGCUGAGCAUGUCCAUCCCGAUGUUCAAAGACCUGCCCGAGGCCAUCGUGAGAGGAGAGAAGAUGUGGAAGGAAUGGAUGGACCUGGACGCUCCGGAGGCAACCAACGUCCCUGACUUCGAGGAGCGACUCGACAAGAUGCACAGAAUGUUGAUCAUUCGUGGACUGCGGCCAGACAGAACGAUGGUGGUGACUAAGGAGUACAUCGCCGACACCAUGGGCGCGAGAUACGUCGACUUUCCUCCUCUCAACCUUGAACAAACUCACACUGAGAGCACUGAACGAACUCCCUUCGUCUGCAUCUUAUCCAUGGGAUCUGACCCAACAGAUCUCAUCAUGGGGCUAGCCAAGAAGAAGAAGAAAGAGGUUCUCUCCGUCUCCAUGGGUCAAGGCCAGGAGGUUGUCGCCCGCAGGUUCAUCGACCAGGGGGUGGCCACGGGCUGCUGGGCUCUUCUGCAGAACUGCCACCUGGGAAUCAAAUUCCUGGUGGAGUUGGAGGGAAGGCUGGCGAACAAAGACCUGGAGCAGAUCGACCCCGAGUUCCGCGUGUGGGUGACGGCAGAGCCGCACAAGUCCUUCCCCAUCGGCCUCCUGCAGAUGAGUAUCAAGAUCACCAACGAGGCUCCGGUCGGUAUGAAGGCUGGCAUGAAGCGAUCGUACAACUGGAUCACUCAGGACAUGCUGGACAUCGUUCCUCGCUCGGAGUGGCGAACCCUUCUCUGGGUCCUCUGCCACUGCCACAGUGUCGUGCAAGAACGCAGGAAGUUCGGAUCCAUCGGCUGGACGGUGCCUUACGAGUUCAAUCAGUCCGACCUCAACGCUUGUGCGCUGUUCCUUCAAAACCACUUGCUCGAGAUGGACGCAAAGAAAUCCAAGGAAGUUACCUGGACGACCGUGCGCUACAUGAUCGCUGAGAUCCAGUACGGAGGCAGGAUUACAGACGACUGGGAUCGGAGGCAGAUGAAUACCUUCUCUGAGAAGUACUUCUCUCAAUACGUCCUUGAGCCUGGGUACGAGUUUCUCAAAGGCUACUCCAUUCCCACCGGUACAGACAUCGCCGCGUACAGGCGGCACAUCGACGAGAACCUUCCUGUCACCGACUCGCCAGAAGUGUUUGGGCUGAAUCAGAACGCUGACUUGACGUACCGGCUGCAGGAGUCUGCUGACCUCUUUGAUACUAUUCUUGAAACUCAACCCCGUGGUGGUGGAGGAGGAGGCAAAUCUCGCGAGGACAUUGUGACGGAGCUCUGUGCAGACUUGCUGCAGAAGAUUCCUGCUGACUUCAACAAAGAAGAGAUCCGUACGGCUCUACAGAAGAUGGGUCCCACGAAGCCGAUCAACGUCGCCUUCCGGCAGGAGCUUGACGUCAUACAGAAGUCGAUCUCGGUGGUAAGGGCUACACUCAAGAACUUGCAGCUGGCCAUUGCAGGAACGAUCGUUAUGUCCGACGAUCUUGCAGGAGCUUUAGAUUCAAUGUUCAAUGCCAAGGUCCCUCCUGUCUGGCUCAAGGGCGCCUGGUUCUCUCCCACAGUAGGCAUCUGGUUCGGUAUCCUUCUAGCACGCUACGAGCAGUUCGAUCGCUGGCUCAAGCAGGGUCGUCCCAAGUCCUACUGGCUCCCUGGCUUCAGCAACGGAUCCGGUUUCCUGACUGCUGUCAAGCAGGAGGUCGCACGAUCCAAGUCCGGGUGGGCGCUGGAUGACGUUGUGCUAUUCACGGAGGUGACGAAGCUGGACUACGAGGAGGUUCGGGAGGCUCACUCGGACGGCAUCUUCGUGCAUGGAUUGUACCUCGAAGGCGCCUCGUGGCACAAGAAGGACUCGCACCUGAUGGAAGCUGCUCGCGGCGAGCUGGUGAAGCUGUUGCCCGUGAUGCACAUCACCGGAGUCUUGAAGUCCAACAAGAAGAUGGACUACAUGGUGUAUGAGUGCCCUGUGUACUUCAGGUUUGACCCCAGAAAGCGAGGAAUGACUGCCGCUCAGCCUAACUUCAUGUUUGCCCCUGAAAUUCGAACGAUCGACCCACCAGCAAAGUGGAUUCUUCGAGGUGUAGCCUUGCUGACGUACCCGGGUGACUAG
Molecule: messenger RNA, 13515 nt
Organism: Guillardia theta CCMP2712
Lineage: Eukaryota; Cryptophyceae; Pyrenomonadales; Geminigeraceae
Exons: 17
Coding region: 1-13515 (4504 amino acids)
Biological process (GO): microtubule-based movement
Cellular component (GO): dynein complex
Molecular function (GO): minus-end-directed microtubule motor activity; dynein intermediate chain binding; dynein light intermediate chain binding
Source: RefSeq, a predicted model, not a curated record